AGAGAUUUACUAAAUACUUUAGAUUCCAAUAGGCUCUAAUUGAACUUGGAAAAGGGAAUUACAGUAAAAUAGAACACCUUUAGGCUAGGCAUUGGAUUAUUAAUUGGAUCUUUAAUCAACCUAAUCAUUUAAUUAAGUAAGAUUGACUGAGAGACAGAAACUGAGAAAAAGAAAAAAGUGAGUGUUGUAGAAGGAACACCAGCUAGUCGGCCUGUCGUCGACCUUACGAUACGAUAAAUCAAAGAAAAAAAUAAAUUCAGGAUACAUUAAAAAGAUAAUCAGAUCAAUUUUUUUUUUUUUCAAAAUAAAAAAAAAACCCAGACAGUUUCAAUAAUUUUACUUUCUAAUUCGAUGAAGUUGGACCAAUGAAGGCGUAGAUUGAAUUGAAUAUUGAAGUCCCUGCUGUGCAUCCAAGCUUUGGCAAUGGUGUUGGCAAUCAUGCAAAGCCAACCUCCUCCUGUAAUUUCCAUAGCCAACAAUGGCGGCGACUCAUACAUCCAUCAUAGCCGUCUUCUUCAAUUCAUAAACGAAUGCAAGAACAUGUCCCAGCUCAAACAGAUACAUGCGCAAACAUUGCGUACCUUAUCCACCACCAACAACCCACACGCCAUUUUUCUCCAUAGUCGGAUCCUCCAUUUUUCUUCCUUAGCUGAUUUGGACUAUGCUUUUCGGGUUUUUGAUCAGAUUAAGGACCCAAAUUCGUUUAUGUGGAAUUCUCUCAUCAGGGCAUGUGCGCGAAGCGUUGAGCGGAAAGAGCAAGCAAUGGUGCUUUACUAUAGAAUGUUGGUGGAAGGAACUGUUUUACCUGAUAAAUAUACAUUUCCGUUUGUUCUUAGAGCUUGUGCUUAUUUGUUUGCAUUUUCCGAGGGGAAACAAGCACAUUCCCACAUUCUAAAACUUGGGUUCGGUUCUGAUGUUUAUAUCAAUAACAGUUUGAUCCAUUUUUAUGCUUCUUGUGGGCGUUUGGACUUAGCACAGAAGGUGUUUGAGAAUAUGUGUGAGAAAACUUUGGUCUCCUGGAAUGCUAUAAUUGAUGCAUUUGUUCAGUUUGGUGAGUUCGAGACAGCAAUGAAACUAUUUAAUGAGAUGCAGAACAUGUUUGAGCCUGAUGGUUAUACAUUGCAGAGUGUUAUAAAUGCUUGUGCUGGACUUUGUUCUUUAUCUUUAGGAAUGUGGGCUCAUGCUUAUGUGUUGAGAAUGAGUGAUAGGGUUGUUGCUGGUGACGUUUUGGUCAACUCUUCUUUGGUGGAGAUGUAUUGCAAAUGUGGGUCCUUGGAAAUUGCUCAGCAAGUCUUUGAGAGGAUGCCUGAUCGUGAUAUAACUUCGUGGAAUUCAAUGAUUCUAGGAUUUGCCAUGCAUGGGAAAGCUGAGGCAGCAUUGGAGUAUUUUGCUCGGUUGGUCAAAGUGGAGACUUUGAUGCCCAAUUCCAUUACUUUUGUUGGUGUUUUGAGCUCUUGUAACCAUAAAGGCAUGGUUAAUGAAGGUCGCAAAUAUUUUGAUAUGAUGCUAACAGAAUACAAGAUAACACCCCAAUUAGAGCACUAUGGGUGCCUGGUUGAUCUUUUAGCUCGGGCUGGUUUGAUCUAUGAAGCUCUAGAUAUGGUGACAAAUAUGCCCAUGAAGCCUGAUGUUGUAAUAUGGAGGAGCAUUCUCGAUGCUUGUAGUAAGCAACAUGCAAGCAUUGAACUAAGCGAAGAAGUUGCUAGACAGAUCCUUGAUUCUAAGGAGGCUGUUUCAAGCGGAGUUUAUGUGCUUAUGUCAAAAGUCUAUGCUUCAGCCAGCCGAUGGAAUGAAGUGGGAUUGGUUAGGAAAUUGAUGAUGGAUAAAGGCAUUUCGAAAGAGCCAGGCUGUAGUUUAAUAGAGGUAGAUGGUAUUACCCAUGAAUUUUUUGCUGGGGACACAUCCCAUCCUCGACGUAGAGAAAUAUUCCGGGUUCUAGAUGUGGUUAAAGAAAGACUAGAGUUGAUGGGGUAUUCACCUGACCACUCACAGGCAACCAUGGUUGAUGAUCAUUGUGAUGGAAAACAAAGCUCUCUUAGUUUGCAUAGUGAGAGAAUUGCCAUUGCUUUUGGACUGUUAAGCUCGAAACCUGGCCUGCCAAUACGCAUAUUUAAGAAUCUUAGAGUAUGUAACGACUGCCACAACGUGUUCAAAUUGAUCUCUACUGCAUUUAAGGUGGAGAUUAUCAUGAGAGACCGUGCUCGAUUUCAUCACUUCAAAGAUGGCACUUGCUCCUGCAUGGAUUAUUGGUAAAAUUUUUCUCUGUUGUAUAUUAAAAAGUCCUAAGAUGGGCACUUGUUAAACACAUUCAGAUAAUCAUUCGCUUGUAAAUGUGAACUCCUUUUAUUUUUCAUGGGAUAUAUUUUAAGACCCACCUUGUAUAAAAUUUGAAUCUUUUCCCUCCCCUGAAACCACUCAUUUAUUACACUGACAAGAAAAAUAAUAAUUAUAAUAUAUAUGCAAAAAUCAAACAGUACAGUAUCGUUUAGCAUGUUUGGUUAUGCAUUAUCUGUGUCACAAUUCAAUACAAUACAAUAAAAUCCUGUAAAUAAAUAAAUAAAUAUUU
Ziziphus jujuba (common jujube) is the source of this 2566-nucleotide messenger RNA. RefSeq names its product pentatricopeptide repeat-containing protein At1g59720, chloroplastic/mitochondrial. The transcript has a single exon. The record is from RefSeq and is a predicted model, not a curated record. Lineage: Eukaryota; Viridiplantae; Streptophyta; Magnoliopsida; Rosales; Rhamnaceae. Bases 424 to 2253 code for a protein of 609 amino acids. Gene Ontology annotation, biological process: RNA modification. Gene Ontology annotation, molecular function: protein binding; RNA binding; zinc ion binding.